AUGUUGUUGCAACUGAUACGCAAAUAUUCGAGCGGCAAAUUGUGGCAAGAAGUCGCUAUACCGGUACCGUGGGGCGAAAUCCGAGGCAAAUGGUGGGGACCCACUGACAUCAGGCCUGUUUUAACGUUACAUGGUUGGCAAGACAAUUGUGGCAGUUUCGACCGCCUCAUUCCUCUACUACCUGACAAUAUGAGUUUUCUCACUAUUGAUCUUCCUGGGCACGGGUACUCAUCUCGAUUGCCCUCGGGCCUGCAUUACAACCUGUCUUCGUAUCUGGUGACUUUAAAGUACCUUACUAACUACAUGAAAUGGAAGCAAGUCUCGUUAAUGGGACAUUCAAUGGGGGGACUGUUGUGCUACACCUACACAAUGAUGUAUCCGAAAAGUGUAGAUUUCCUGGCUUGCAUAGACGGAUUGAUUUUGUUCAACUACCUUGAUCUUAUGGCGAAGGCAAUUGAAGAUUUUCCUAAGAACAAUCAAUUUAGUUUUGACAAAGUUGAGUCUCCUAGUUAUUUUAUAGAAGAAAUUAAACAAAAAAUCCAUAAACCACAUGGAGGCUCAAUAGAUUUAACUAACACUGAGUUUAUAAUGCAUAGAAAUGUUGCCCUAAGCCAAACUAAUCCAGGCAAAUAUUAUUUCACUAGAGAUCCUAGACUUAAGUCUGUAGAUUUAUACACGUUUUCCCAAGAGGAAUAUAUAAGACACUCGCCCAACAUUUCCUGUCCAGUUUUCUUGUCCAAAUUCACUCAACGAAUGUUUGCCAAGGAAAUUUUCCAGGAAUUGAAGCGGGUGCUGCAAAAAUCGGAGGCUCAUAUUGUAGAAGGCACCCAUCAUGGGCAUUUGAAUAAUCCCGAAAGGCAUGCGGUGUUGUUAAAAGGGUUCUUUGAUCGGUUUGAAUUGGACAAAAAUAGAUCUAAGGAAGUUAGGGAGGAGAUUUUUGUUUAA
Molecule: messenger RNA, 945 nt
Organism: Ceutorhynchus assimilis (cabbage seed weevil)
Lineage: Eukaryota; Metazoa; Arthropoda; Insecta; Coleoptera; Curculionidae
Source: the annotation of a GenBank genome assembly